This is a messenger RNA of Closterium sp. Naga37s-1, 2307 nucleotides long. NCBI's taxonomy places the organism in Eukaryota, Viridiplantae, Streptophyta, Zygnematophyceae, Desmidiales, Closteriaceae. The record is from the annotation of a GenBank genome assembly.
AUGGCUGCCCCGCGACGGGCCGUCACUCAAGGGCGCGGCGGCGCGUUCUCCACGGCGGCGGGGCUUCUCCCCGUGCUCGUCCUCGCAUUGCUGCUCCAGGCGCCCUCCGCGUCCGCCCGCCACUGGUUCUGGAACGACGGCCUCUUCCCCGUCGCCGCGAAGCCCGCCACUCUCACUGCCGCGGAGUCCGACGGACCGGCAGAGGUGGCUGCUGGGCAGCCAGUUUCAGCAGUCCCGGCGCCAGCUCCGGCGGCGCCGGCGCCGGCGCCGGCUCCUGCGGUAUCGUGCCACGACGCCCCUCUGAACGGAUUCAUCGCAGCCGGAGCCGCGCCCGACCCGUGUGCUGCGCUGGCAGCGGAGCUGAAUCGCACUGCGGGGAAACUUGGGGACAAGACUGGAGGGCAAGGAUUCGCUGCUCCUUCUCUCUUCCGCGCGUGCCACUCCACGUUCCUGUUCAGGAAGGACUGCGACGUGGAGGACCUGCUGUCGAUCGCGAACGCGUUCGACAAUCACUACGUGUACAAGCACAUCGCCGUUGACUCGCCGGACCAGACCAACCUGCCGAGCAGCAUCGAUAUUGUCGCGGACCUGCGGAAAAUCGUCGCGAACGCCAAAGCGGGAAAGUACCCUCGGCUGGUUGACGCGCACAUGGCGGCGUUCCGCGCGACCAACGCGCUCAACGACGGGCACAGCGCGUUCCAUCCGACUUGCUUCGGAGGGAGCAGUUACGACUUGCCGUUGCCGCUCAUGGCUGUUGUUGAAAACGGGCAGCAGAUCAUUCGCGUUGCGCCACGCCGAUAUGUCACUCCCAACGGGUUGGACCAUGUUGCAAAGGUUCUGCACAAUUUUGACUUCAGUCUUUACGAGGGCCGACAGGUGGUGGCUAUUAACGGGGAUAAGGCGGAAGAUUUCAUCCUGAACUGGGCGGACAAGGAAGGGGGCAUGUUUCGCAAUCGGGCUGCGCAAUUCACGAAAUCUUUCGCGGCGAAUAUAGUGGAUGGGUCGUCGGGGGAGACAGGCAUCGUCCAGGUGUACCUGAUGGACAACAGCACGGCCGUGAUCUGGCUGCACACGUUCAGUGACGGCAUCAAGGAUGACGUCAUGGACCAGGAGGUCACCAAGGCUCUUCAAACCGCAGCAGCGUCAGUACCUCCCUCCUUACACCCCUUACCUGCAGCCACCCUUAUGUGCAUUCCCCAUGUGCUCCCCAUGUGCUCCCCAUGUGCUCCCCAUGUGCUCCCCAUGUGCUCCCCAUGUGCUCCCCAUGUGCUCCCCAUGUGCUCCCCAUGCGUCCCCUCAUGUGUUCCCGCGUGCGUCCUCCCAUGCCUCCCCGCACACUCCCCCUCAUGCCUCCCCGCACACUCCCCCCCAUGCCUCCCCGCACACUCCCCCCCAUGCCUCCCCCCACACUCCCCUCAUGCUAGCGCCCUGACCUCAUGCCUCCCCCCAUGCGUUCCCCCAUGUCUCUCCCCAUAUGUCCCCCCAUGCGUCCCCCCACACUCCCCCCAUGCCCCUCCCUUCUUCAGGUCCAACGCCUCUCAGGUCAUCAUAGACGUGCGGGGCAACGGUGGCGGAUCCACAGUGGCAUCAUACACAGCCAUCCGCCUGCUCAUGGGGGCAGCCAAGGUCCCCGACGCAAACUUCACCAUGCCCAUGGAUUUCAUCAUCGGCUCGCAGUACACCGAGAACGCCAUCGGCCUGCUCGCUGUCAACGCGGCCUCUCUCUACUUCAUCGACGCAUACUCCGACCUCAACGGAACGAAUCUCACAAGCGUGUUCGGCUACGCUCCUUUCCGCGAGCUCCGCUUCACAGCGGCCGGCCCGGCUGGAAACUACUCGGCGCCGUUCAAGAUGACCGACAGAUUCACCGGGAAGGAGCGGCAGCCGGUGUUUGGCGGCCGGCCCUUCCUGGUCCUGUCGGACGGAAACUGCUUCUCUGCCUGCGCCAUCCUCACGCACGUCCUGGGGAAACGCCACAAAGUGCCCAUGGUAACCGUGGGUGGUUUGCCCAACCAGGCCCCUGAUGUGGGCUCCUCGUGCCUCGGGUUCACCCUGAUGAACUUCGCUGACACGGCCGCGAGUCUCCGCCAGCUUUCUGCCAUGGCGCCAGACAGCGCGUCGCUGCCUCUCAACGUGAAAGGGACGAUUGCCAUGGCGCUUACUAACGGGUAUGUGGAUUCGGAGAUUCCGUGCGAGUUUGAGUUUCUGCCCAGCCAGCAUCACAUCAACUACACCGUUGAUCUCAUUGACAAGCCCUGGGCCAUGUGGAAUGAGGUGGCCAAGCUCUUUGCCUCCGCUGCUGCCUAG